AUGGCCGAUAUGAGUGCAGAAUCCAUCCAGCAGAAGAUCCAAAUCGCCCGUCGCGAUGCCGAGGCGCUCAAGGACAGGAUAAAACGGAAGAAGGACGAGCUUGCUGACACCACCCUCCGUGAUGUUGCGAAGCAACGAGUUGAGGCCCUGCCGCGUCUCUCGAUGAAGACCAAGCGCACCCUCAAGGGCCAUCUGGCCAAGAUCUACGCCAUGCACUGGUCGACGGACCGCCGGCAUCUCGUGUCUGCUUCGCAGGACGGCAAGCUCAUCAUCUGGGACGCCUACACCACAAACAAGGUCCACGCCAUCCCGCUGAGGUCAUCGUGGGUCAUGACCUGCGCCUACUCGCCGUCUGGAAACUACGUCGCGUGCGGAGGGUUGGACAACAUCUGCUCCAUUUACAACCUCUCGGCGCGGGAAGGCCCCACUCGCGUCGCCCGGGAGCUGUCCGGCCACUCGGGUUACCUGUCUUGCUGCCGAUUUAUCAGCGACAAGCGCAUCCUCACAUCUUCUGGCGACAUGACUUGUGUUCUUUGGGACUUGGAAACUGGCUCCAAGGUGCACGAGUUUGCUGACCACUUGGGCGACGUUAUGAGCUUGAGCAUAAACCCGCUCGACCACAACCAGUUCGUCUCCGGUGCUUGCGAUGCUUUCGCCAAGCUGUGGGAUAUCCGUCAGCAGAAGUGCGUCCAGACAUUUGCGGCCCACGACUCCGAUAUCAACGCCAUUCAAUUCUUCCCCAAUGGCAACGCUUUCGGUACCGGGUCGGACGACGCGUCGUGCCGCCUGUUUGAUAUCCGUGCCGACCGCGAACUACAGGCCUACACUAUCCCCGAGCCAGUCUGCGGUAUCACAUCGGUGGCCUUCUCCGUAUCGGGUCGUUUGUUAUUCGCUGGUUACGACGAUUUCGAGUGCAAGGUUUGGGACGUUCUCCGCGGCGAGCGCGUAGGCACACUACAAGGUCACGACAACCGAGUCAGCUGUCUUGGCGUGAGCAACGAUGCUCUCAGUCUUUGCACUGGUUCAUGGGAUUCCAUGCUCCGCAUCUGGGCAUAA
Messenger RNA from Didymosphaeria variabile, 1056 nucleotides. It is a transcript of the gene STE4, whose product is annotated as G protein subunit beta. The record is from RefSeq and is a predicted model, not a curated record. The transcript has 5 exons. The coding region runs from base 1 to 1056 and encodes 351 amino acids. Gene Ontology annotation, biological process: G protein-coupled receptor signaling pathway. Lineage: Eukaryota; Fungi; Ascomycota; Dothideomycetes; Pleosporales; Didymosphaeriaceae. Gene Ontology annotation, cellular component: cytoplasm; heterotrimeric G-protein complex. Gene Ontology annotation, molecular function: protein binding; signaling receptor complex adaptor activity.